UCUGACGAGGAUGAAGUUGGUAACGGUGUAGAAAAUGACGAGGUUUCUUUUACUGACGCAGAGCCACGUACGGGUAAUGCAAAUUGGUGUGAAUGUGGAAAUUGUAGAGCAAUGGAAACUGAUACUGAAAGCGUGUGCUGUGUCGAGUCAAACGAAAUUCCUGAUGAGUUCUUCCAAGAAAAUAUUGACUCAUGUUUUGUUUUGUCUGUGGUAAGCAACGCUUUCUUGAAGAAGCUCAGUUUUGCCAUGGUUGUGGAGAAAUAAAAAGAAGAAAUAUUGACUUCAAAUAUGAAAAUCAUACUAACCUACUUCGUAAUGCUGGCACUUGGGACAUGCACAAAUGCGUUGACGAGAGAUUGCAAGUUUCGAAGAUGGACAGGCUGUCACAAUGAAGAAGAGAGUAAACCCAACAAUCCUUCUACAACAGAUUUGAAAAAGUUGACUGUUCGACUUUAUGACCGUCUCAUGCAGAUGAUGAGGCAAAGAACUGGAAAGCAACACACUGAAAAUAAGCGAGACAAAAUGGGUAGGAACUUUUUUACUGAGCAGGUAAAUGUGGACGAAAAAUUGAAAGAAGAUUUUACUAACUUGCUGCAGGGAAUGAAGAAUGACGAAAAAACAUACCAAGAUACUGAACCUACGCGUGAUAAAAAACAGAACGAAAUAUUGCAAAAGAGACUAAGAGAAAAAAAGAUGGAAAUAAAACAUAUUUUACAGUUACUGCUGACCAAUUGAAGAAUAGAUUUUGUGCUAUGAUGGUAAAGGAAGAAACAAAUUUCAUUUAGAAUUGAUCUUUGCAGCGAAUUCACUGACAAAAACUACUACAACACACUUUAUUUAUUUAUUUUUUUAAUUUACUUCGACCAUGUAAAGAUUAACUAAAAACAGGUUAUUACGUGAAAUACAU
Molecule: messenger RNA, 907 nt
Organism: Hydractinia symbiolongicarpus
Lineage: Eukaryota; Metazoa; Cnidaria; Hydrozoa; Anthoathecata; Hydractiniidae
Exons: 4
Coding region: 289-735 (148 amino acids)
Source: RefSeq, a predicted model, not a curated record